GUUUUCAAUGAAUUUAAAAGGAAGGAAUGUCUUCAGUUUCAUUAAUUAGAACAACAGACGUUAGACAAUUGUGUGUGCAAUGGAUAGCUUUACGAAAACAUAAUCUGCGAUUCUACUUCACUAAAAGCUUAGAAUUUUGCAGGUGAAAUAAAGCCGAUCGGAUAUAUGAGUUCCUUAUUCUGCCACAAGAGAGGGACCCCGCGCCAGCCCACGAUCUGUCACCACGCACGAGGCGUACUGACACUGGACCAUCAUGAGGUCAACAAUCCCCAGUAUAUGUUAGAAGGUCUGGAUAAAUUCUCUCAUGUCUGGUUAAUAUUUAUAUUCCAUAAGAACGAAAAAGAAUUUGUCCGUUCUAAGGUUAGCCCUCCAAGGUUACAUGGCAGAAAGGUCGGAUUGUUCUCAACCAGAUCACCACAUCGACCUAAUCCAAUAGGACUAUCGCUAGCCAAACUUGAUUGCGUUCAAGACAGAACUCUGUAUCUGAAUGGAGUCGAUCUAUUAGAUGGUACCCCGAUACUGGACAUCAAGCCUUUUAUUCCUGAGUACGAUACCCCGCAGUCUUUGUUAGAUAAUUCUGAUGUGAAAGAAAUAGAAAGAAGACAGUCAUAUUUAAAUAAUAACAUUUAUCCAAAAAAUAUUCACAAUGAGAAGGGAUUAAAUCCUCGUUCGACUUCCAAUACAAAAUGCAAAGACAAAAACAUAUCUCGGGAGAGUUGUAUUGAAGGUUGUCUAUGUGAGGAGGAAUGGGAAAAUACCUCACCAAAAGGUGUUUGUGUCAGAACUCCUAAUUGGAUAGAUCAGCCAUCUUCUCCGAAACUCCAAGUUUCUUUUACUGAUAGAGCUGUACAUCAAUUGAAUAUGUUUUCGCGGGAAUCAGAUGACCCAGAUUUUACUUUAAAAUUCCUUCGAACUUCCACAGAAGCCAUGGAAACAACUGCUUCUAUACUCAGCGAGGAUCCGCGCCCAGUUCACGUUCGAAACCAAGAAAAGGAGGAUUUUUAUUAUUUCACUGUUGACACAAUGCACGUCACCUGUUGGUUUUAUGAUGGCGUCGCAGAAGUCUUUCGAAUAUUACCUAUAUCCCGUGGCAAGCAUUUGAUAUAGGCACAUUAAACAUAAAUGUUUAUUUUACCAA
Molecule: messenger RNA, 1138 nt
Organism: Saccostrea cuccullata (small rock oyster)
Lineage: Eukaryota; Metazoa; Mollusca; Bivalvia; Ostreida; Ostreidae
Product: tRNA (adenine(37)-N6)-methyltransferase-like
Exons: 4
Coding region: 166-1107 (313 amino acids)
Source: RefSeq, a predicted model, not a curated record